This is a messenger RNA of Eleginops maclovinus (Patagonian blennie), 3233 nucleotides long. It is a transcript of the gene rx1, whose product is annotated as retinal homeobox gene 1. Gene Ontology annotation, molecular function: RNA polymerase II cis-regulatory region sequence-specific DNA binding; DNA-binding transcription factor activity, RNA polymerase II-specific. The record is from RefSeq and is a predicted model, not a curated record. Gene Ontology annotation, biological process: positive regulation of transcription by RNA polymerase II. NCBI's taxonomy places the organism in Eukaryota, Metazoa, Chordata, Actinopteri, Perciformes, Eleginopidae.
AAUAGCCCCGUCCCUAAUCCCCUCGUUUCACCUCCUUCCUCUCAGCCCUGUGCGCCUCCUGCACUCUGAGCCGGAGUCGUGCAUGGAGUCUGGACUCAGUCUGUGAGCGCUCUGGAUUUUACACUGCAGCACUUUUUGAAAGGACUGUCUUUUUAGCCAGAAAUAAAUUAUUGAGGGAAAUGCAAAGGAGGCAAAUCCGUCUGAGUGACAGCGAGAGGACCUGGGAACAGUGAAGGUGGAGAGGACAGGUGGAGCACUACAGCGUAAUUACUUCUAACAGGGCCGGACGCUCGAUGCAUCUCUCUCUGGACACCAUGAUGGUGGACGACAGCUGCCUCUCACCCAGCAACUUCCACGAUCUGGGGAAAGGUGGGGGGGUCUCUGUGGGGGGCCGCGUCCACAGCAUCGACGUCAUCCUGGGGUUCAGCAAGGACCAGGACCCCCUGCUCAGCCCUGCUGGAGCCCUGCGGACCCACAAAGUGGACUUAGAGGACCUCGGGGAGCCUCGGGGGCCCCAGGAAAACUCCUCCUUCAGCGGGCAUCUCUCCUCGCUGAGGAGCGGCACCGAGGCGUACCAUGAUACCGGCCUGUUCACCAACAAGUGUGAUGAGGAGCUGAGUGAGCUGAGGAAGAGUGUGGAGAGCGACGAGGGGAAUUCUCCGGACCCCUGUCAGGACGAACAGCCAAAGAAGAAGCACCGGAGGAACCGAACCACCUUCACCACCUACCAGCUGCACGAGCUGGAGCGAGCCUUCGAGAAAUCCCACUACCCCGACGUCUACAGCCGCGAAGAGCUGGCCAUGAAGGUCAACCUCCCGGAGGUCCGAGUGCAGGUCUGGUUCCAGAACCGCAGAGCUAAGUGGCGCCGGCAGGAGAAGAUGGACGCCAGCACCAUGAAGCUGCACGACUCCCCCAUGCUCUCCUUCAACCGCCAGCCCCAAGUCCAUGCCGGCAUGGGCCCCAUGAGCAACUCCCUCCCCCUGGACCCGUGGCUGUCCUCCCCCCUGACCAGCGCCACGCCAGUGCACAGCAUCCCGGGCUUCAUGGGUCCGGCUCAAAGCCUGCAGCCUAGCUACCAGAGCCACGGCUUCCUCAACUCCGCUCCUCACCCUCACUCCCAUCCUCACCCGUCCAUGGGUCAGGGGAUGCAGAGCAUGGCGCCUCCCCCUUACCAAUGCACGGCGCAGUACCAGGAUAAAUACCCCCUGGAGGACGUGGACCAGCGCAGCUCCAGCAUCGCGGCUCUGAGGAUGAAAGCCAAGGAGCAUCUGCAGUCCAUGGACAAGACCUGGCACCCCAUGUGACUAACAAGUGAGGAAGGGAGACAUUAUGGAGGGUUUUUUUGGGGUACAGACAUUGACUCAAAUGCUGGAUAAUAUGGAAGAGACGUGUCUGAUACGCACGGGGCAACAAAAGGACUUUGAACUGUGAAACCUGAGGAUUAAAGGACUUUCUUUGGACUAUUCUUCCUCAUCUCAAGGAGACAAGUGAACUCUUCUGCUUGUUAUGAUGUCAUAUUUAAUCCUUCUCCUUCCAAUCUAAAAGCUCUGGCGCUUCCUUGAGUGAAAUAAACGCACAAACUCUAUCUGGUGACUUUUAGACCUGGAAGAGAGGACAUUUCUUUCCCUAUCAGCACACUUCCCAUCGGUUGAAUGCAUACUUUCAUCCUUAAUCAUGAACACUUUUCAAUGCAUAGAGAUGUUUAAAGGUCCCCAGUGAAAGCUCCAUAAACAGGGAAUCACGCAAAUAUUGGUAUUAUAUUUGCUCUCACCACUUUUCUGUUAUUUCUGUCGGUGAAGAAGUCCUACAUUCUGUUUCAUUUCCCCAUUUUCUUCUUACUAAUUAAUCCAAUUGUCUCAUGUUCACGGGUCAGCUGAUCAGAGAGUACUUUGUGAAGGAAAGUGUGGUCUCACUUUAAUGCGAGAGCAGCUUUUUAAAAAAUCAAAUCAGCCUCUCUGACUGUUAAACUAAUCUGUUGAUUUGUGAAGAAACACGUCAGCUGAACUCCUAAUUAAAGCACGGCUGCAGAUGAAUUAUGUAGCUUAGAUAUCCGGGAUGAUAUUUGUGGGAACCAGAGUCAGACAUGUGACCACGCCUGAGAAUAUACCAAAAAAAUAAUCCUGCACAAUCUUUUUAUUCCCAAUUAGACGCUUUAAAGCAGGAGAUGCAUGCAUGCUGCAGAGCGGGGUGCAACACGGUGUUUGCAUGAGUGGCUGCUUGAGGAGGAGACCUGUUGGCAGCUCGGUGUUGGUGCAGUGUGUACGUGCAGGGCUGCAGAAAGAGCGCUGUGUGAUGCGUCACCCCGCAUAGUUCAGUCUUUGUCCGGCACAAUUGAUCCAAGUGUGUCCUCUUUGUCUGAAAUGGACGGGGCGGAGCGGACGGCCGGCACUAAAUAGGCCCUUGAAACCAUUUGGUCUUUCUUUUCUCAAUCAAAGGAGGAACAUGGGUCGUAGCUGCUAUGGUCAUUAGUGACACAGUAUCCCCCCCCCCCCAUCUGUGAAUUGAAUGUGUUUCAUAUGAGCAGUAGAGCUACACAUGUUGGUAAUGAGACUUUUUAACAGGUAGCAUCUCACGUUACAGGAACGAGAGGGAGAGGAAAUCCUUCAUCUUAAAGUGCAAUUUCAGACGUGUUUUUUAUAUCAUUUUUUUAAAAAGGAGACAAAUUACCCCCCUAACGUUGUGAUAUUUCACCUUUAUAUGAAGUCAUGCACACACUGCACUACAUUACAGCAACAACAACAACAACAACAACAACAACAACAACAACAACAACAACGAUAUAAAGUCCAUUUUAAAACCUGCUCAGAGAGGGAAACACACUGCUGCUCGUCUUUAGUCUCAUGUAGUUUUUAAAUGUUGUUGGUUAGUGUAUUUAGCUCCCCAUUGGACACAUGCCAGGCCCUCACACUGUAGAGGAGUACCCUGCACAUCUUCUUUAGCAUGUUAUAAUGUGAUUUUUGGACCAAGAACAAGCCAAAGGUUAUAUAAACUGGACAAAAAAAUGCACUAGAGGUUUUAGUUUUCUAUGUGAACAUGUGUUUCCUAGUUUCUGUCCCAGUGAUGUUUUGUCUGAUGUGCUGGUGAAGAAUGAAGAUCUACUGAAAAAAAUAAAUAUAGUUUGAUAGAAAUCUCCUCUUUCUCACUGCUUUCAUGUUGACCUGUGCACUCGUUCCCACACCGGCUCUGUAUUUCCAAGAUUACUAAUCGUUAUCAUCUGACAUACAGAGGCGUUU